Cetraspora pellucida is the source of this 1161-nucleotide messenger RNA. NCBI's taxonomy places the organism in Eukaryota, Fungi, Glomeromycota, Glomeromycetes, Diversisporales, Gigasporaceae. The record is from the annotation of a GenBank genome assembly.
AUGAAAGGAACAUCAGAAAAACUCAAAAGUAAAAGCAAUCUUAAAACCAAUAACAGAGAAAUAUCAGAAAAAUUUAAAAGUAAAAGCAACUUUAAAACUGGUAAAAAGUGGAAUAUUGGAAAAAUUCAAAAAGCCAAAGCAACCUUAAGACCAGAAAACAAACCAGGACUUAAUAGAACAGCCUUGUCUCCAAAACUCAUGGAAGUAGAACCAAAUCCACAAUCAACAGAAGAAGCCACCAAAAUGGAUUCAGCCAAGCUACAGCUACUGCUCGAUAAGUUUACCAAAACGUUUGAAGACACAACAACUAGGAUAAUCAAUGCAGAGUCAUUUGAACAAGCUGCUGAAACCAACAAUUGGAGCAAAAAAAGAAGGAUUACAAUUGUUGUGGGUUAUCUUAGUGAUCUAGCAGCAGAUUGGUACUGCGAAAAUAAGGGAAAAAUUAAGUAUUGGAAUGAGGAAAGUCACCCAACUGAGAGCUUCUUCCAUCUGUUAUCUAUGUUUUUUGCAACACCUGAACAGCACCACCAUUGGCAAAUAGAAUUGAAUGCCCUCAUACAGAAACCAGGAGAGAAAGUCGACUCUUAUGCUACGAAAUUUAAAAGACUCUUGCCAACCUUUAUUACUAUGAUGGCCCCAAAAACAUUGGAUAAUGCUAUCGUGUAUGCGCGAAAGGUGGAAGCAGGUGACUACUAUGGACAACAAGCAGCAGUACACCAAGCACCUUUAAAAAUUGAGAACGAUAUGGAAAACUUGGAUAUAUGUCCUAACCAAGUUAUGUCUAAAAGAGUAAACUAUUGUAACAUGGGUGAAGAUGAUGAUGAUAUAUUGGGAGACUCAAGGAAAAAAGCGAAAAGUAUCACACUCCCCCCACCCAUGGUAGUUAUUGCAGGACCCUCAUCCCAAAGCAAUAAAAUAAUGAAUGAAGUGGCCCCUGCCCCCCCUGAAGGUCCUACCAACCCCUGUCGUAAACGAGGACCAUCCAUCAUUGAUAAAAUUGAACUAUACAACAUUGCCAAUGACCUCUUAGCAGCAAAGUCUAAUGCAAUGUUUGGACAACUUCUACAAUAUCCCAACCAAAAAAGGAACCUGGCAAAAGCCCUCAGAAGACCACCCCAUACUAAGGAAGCAAACCUUGUAGACCCCCAACCUCAACAAUGA